Halteromyces radiatus is the source of this 2479-nucleotide messenger RNA. RefSeq names its product OPT family small oligopeptide transporter. Gene Ontology annotation, biological process: transmembrane transport. The record is from RefSeq and is a predicted model, not a curated record. The coding region runs from base 1 to 2265 and encodes 754 amino acids. NCBI's taxonomy places the organism in Eukaryota, Fungi, Mucoromycota, Mucoromycetes, Mucorales, Cunninghamellaceae. Gene Ontology annotation, molecular function: oligopeptide transmembrane transporter activity. The transcript is spliced from 9 exons.
AUGAAUGAAAAGUUGGACGACAUCACCAUUUCUUCUUCAUCAAAAAAACAAACUACUUACACAGAUGAUAUGUCAAAGUGUAAUGAUUCUUUAACAGAAAAAGAAGAAAUUCAUUUUAAAGAGAUCAUACCUGAAAAAUCAUAUCAAGAAAAUGAAGAAACAGAUAUUGAAAUUGUAAAUAAACUCGCCACAAUUGAUGAUGAUCCAAAUAUGGUAGCUUUUACCUUUAGAUCUGUAUUGGUGGGAGUAAUUCUUUCUGGAAUCAGUUCAUCAGUAAGCCAAUUAAUGUUAUUCAAACCAGUGGGGAUUCCAUUGACUACAACUUUUAUGUUGAUGGUUGGUUAUGUGUCUUGUAAAGCUAUGGAAAAAUAUUUACCUACUGGGGGAUGGCUCAAUCCUGGACCUUUUAAUACAAAAGAACAUACAUGUAUCUAUGUAAUGGUAUCAUCGGCUAAUACGGCUGCUUAUGGUACUAUGGUACUAGCUGCACAACAUUUAUAUUAUCACAAUGUCCCAUCCGUUUUAGGUUCAAUAGCUAUGUUACUUGCUACUCAAUUAGUAGGUUAUGGUAUUGCUGGUCAACUACGACAGACCUUAGUUUAUCCUGCAAAAAUGAUUUGGCCGGCAUCUCUUCCUACUAUUUCUCUUUUACGUACACUUAAUGCCAAUAAUGAAGAAUCAAGAUGGAGAACACGUUUUUUCUUUAUUACUUUUGCUGCCAUCUUUAUUUACGAAUUCAUUCCUCAAUACAUGUUUCCUCUCUUAGGGGGUAUAUCCGUAGUAUGUCUCGCUAAUCGUAAAUCUAUUUGGGCUCAACGUUUAUUUGGUGGUCUAGCAGUGAAUGAGGGCCUUGGUAUCCUACAACUUAGCUUUGAUUGGAAUUACUUGGCAUCAUUGUCUCCUUUGGUAUUUCCUCUUUGGGUUCAAAUGAAUAUAUAUGCUGGUGUAUUACUUUUGUAUGUGUUGGCUCCACUAUUAUAUUACUUUGACGUUUGGAAUGCUCAAAAGUUCCCAUUCAUGUCCAAUUCUCUCUUCUUUCUUAAUCAAACUACUGGAGAAUCCAAAGUAUAUCCUCAACAUCAAGUGCUCAACCUUGAUAACUCGUUGAAUUAUACAAAAUUGGAACAAGUCGGUCAUCCUCAUUUUACUACUCUUGGUGCUAUUGGUUAUUUGUUUAUGAAUUUUGCGGUUACAGCCUCGGUUACUCAUGUUCUACUUUAUCAUGGUAACAUCAUUUGGGAUACUAUCUCUUCUACAAGAAAAAAACUCGGUGCAAGUACGGAUAUACAUAUGAGGUUGAUGUCUGUUUACAAAGAGGUACCAAACUGGUGGUAUUAUUGUUUAUUUGGUGGUGGUAUAGCUAUGAAUAUUGGUGUUGCCUAUGCGAAUGAAAGUAGAUUACCUUGGUGGGGUGUUAUAACAGCUAUUUCUAUUUCUUUGGCGCUCUCUCUCCCUUUGAAUAUGAUUGAAGCCGUGACUGGACAAGGAUUUGGACUCAAUGUGUUUGCUGAAAUGGUUGGUGGCUUUCUCUUUCCAGGACAACCCGUGGCCAAUAUGUACUUCAAAACACUUGGUUAUAACACAUUGGCACAAGCUGGACGAUUGGCUCAUGAUCUCAAGAUUGGGCAUUAUAUGAAAGUACCUCCACGGUUGGUUUUUUUCCAUCAAAUGCUUGGUACUGUCGUUGGCAGCCUUUUCAACUAUCUAAUCAAUACUAUCAUUGUUACUAGUCAAAAGGAAAUAUUACUGGAUCCUGCAACAAAUAGUAAUACUUGGAAUGGUGCAUCGAUACAAGCAAUGAAUGCAGCAGCGAUAUCAUGGGGAGCUAUUGGACCUAUGGCAAUGUUUGGACCAGAUACACAAUAUUCCAUUAUACUUUGGGCAUUUUUAAUAGGAUUCAUAUUACCACUUCCAUUUUAUUUCCUUCAUCGACGGUUUCCGGAUGUUGGAUUCAACUUGGUCAACGUUCCAAUGAUUCUUGCUGGUUUACUGAUUAUGCCUGGAUCUGCCUCUUCCUAUGUCCUUGUCUCGUUUAUUCUCACCAUUUCUUCACAAUGGUAUAUCAAAAAGUAUCGUCGCGACUGGUUUGUCAAGUACAAUUAUCUUGUGUCAACAGCAUUGGAUUCUGGCACGUCUUUGAUGGUCUUCUUUGUGGCUUUCGCUUUGAUGGGUGGUGGUGAUGGAAAUGCUUAUCCUUUCCCAGUCUGGUUUGGGAAUAGAUCAGAUGCCAAAUAUGCUGAUUACUGCUGUAUGGACUGCAAAUGAUUUUUUUUUUUAAUAAUUAGCUUUAGCUUUUGAACCAAAUUAUCCCCCUUUUUUUUCAAUAAAGACCGGCCAACUAUUAACUAUUCUCCUACUUCUAACGACUGUAUUUAUGUUGUGAUGUCCUAUUGUUGUUAUUAUUACCUCGCUUGUCAUGAUCCUUCAUUAGGUACUAUUCGUCCAUCAUCACAUUUUAUCUAUAAAAAGGAAUCUGAAU